GGACGCUUCCUAUCAAACGACGCGAUCUGUAGGCGAGCAUAAAUAUUGGAACACGUGCCUGACGGGUGUUUCUCGUUCCCCAGGUGCGUCCUGUUAGACUGACUGUUUAAACAGUUAAUAGCGCUGAACAUGUCUUGGUUUUAGCCUUCAGCUUCGCCUGUGAAGACUGCAUUUGUUGUUCGAAAGGAUAAGUCAACAUGAAGAUCAGAGAGCUGUGUAUGGGAGCCAUGUUGAAGCUGAGAUAAGAAAAAAGAACGAAACCACCGGUUUACUGAGGAACUAGACACCGAACGAGUCGGCCACGGAAAACACCGACGGCAGCUGAUGACAGAAACGUCCAUUCCUUACUGCACCUUUUAAGGCUAUUUCCUCAUUUUAGCAGACGCUUUCGUAACCGUGACGGAAAGCUUGUUGAAGCGGUAUCACGCCAUGCGGUAAUACACGUUGUCGUGAAUAACGUGAAUAAUUUCCGUGCCUGUAUAUCAAAUCGGUUGUUUAUUAAGUUGGGUCGAGUUUACUCCAGCCUCGUUUGUGCUCUGCAUUUCAGUCACGCGAACAGCAUCUCCACUCCACGUCCCCUGUCUAAUUAUAGCGCUCCUCCCCGGGACUUUUCCCCCCUCCGUCCUCUUGAGAAAACGUCGUUUGAGAUCGUGGGUCAAUACGAAGACUACCCAUAACCACCCGCUGUGUUCCGUUUCCCCAUAGCGAGCAAACAUCCUGACGCACUGCUCGGAGCCUCGGAUCAAUACACGCGUCUCGUAAACAAUUAGACGAAGGAUAUUUAUAUAUAUGUAUAUAAUUUUAUUAUACACAGUCCGUAUAUAAAAGUAUGUGGCACUUUUUAUGUGAUAAAUAUACGUAUUCGGUGGAAGUAUGGAGCUGGCCAACCAUGGUCUUAUCCUCCUGCAGCAGCUCAACGCGCAGAGGGAGUUCGGCUUCCUGUGUGACUGCACGGUCGCCAUCGGUGACGUCUUCUUCAAAGCACACAAGGCCGUGCUGGCCGCCUUCUCCAACUACUUCAGAAUGUUAUUUAUUCACCAGGACAGCGACUGUGUUCGGUUAAAGCCCGCAGACAUCCAGCCCGAUAUCUUCAGCUACCUCCUGAACCUGAUGUACACUGGCAAACUGGCCCCGCAGCUCAUCGACCCGGCCCGGCUAGAGCAGGGCGUGAAGUUCCUGCAUGCCUACCCCCUCAUCCAGGAGGCUAGCCUAAACAGCCAGACCGCCUUCUCUCAUCCCGAGCCCAGCAUCCGGCUUAACACCUCUCUCUACGGCAUCCAGAUAUCAGGCCAACAGGGGUCUCAGUCCGGCCGUCUGUCCACCAGGAGGCAGUCCUCACCCGUCGACUCGGACAGCACAGGCGUGCUCGAUGGGAAAAGCUCGACCGCGAACGCGUCUCUGUCGUCUGGAUCCAGACUGCAGCCGGACAUGGAGGUCGAGGCAGCGGCGGUGAGCAGCAGCCAGUUCGGGAGAGAAGGCUCCGAGGCAGACGCGUCGUCCGGCGAAAGCUUGUCCGCCUUGACGAGCGCGAACCCUAACACCAUCCUCCACGUGAAGCCCAGCAUCAUGAAACGAAGCUCGUCGUUCCGGAAGCACUACACCUGCCACAUCUGCGGCAGUCGCUUCAACCAGCGAGCGGCUCUGAGGGAACACCUUCUCUGGCACGCCCAGGCUAUGGCACCUCUAAUGCUGGAGUCUGGAGGUGCCACCUCUCCCAUACUUCCCGGAGGAGCUGCCACACCCGAGGUGGAGGAAGUUCUCACCGGCGUUGGAGCGUCCGCAGCCACUCCCAUCAUGGUGGACGUUGAUGUCGAACAGCCCCUGUCUGGAUCUAAAGUCUCGCCGAGGGGCGAGCCGGCCGUCUCGGUCCCUUCGGCGGCGACGUCGUGCGCGGCUCAGCCCCAAGCGGACACGCCUCCUCCGUCCGACAUCGCCGACAUCGACAACCUAGAAGGCGUGGCCGACAUCGAGCGAGAGGUGAAGAGACGGAAGUACGAGUGCCCCACCUGCGGACGCAAGUUCAUCCAGAAGAGCCACUGGCGCGAACACAUGUACAUCCACACGGGAAAGCCGUACCGCUGCAGCGCCUGCGGGAAGAGCUUCUGCCGAGCCAAUCAGGCAGCACGACACGUCUGCAUGAGCCAAGGUGCGGAGUCGGCGUACACCAUGGUAGACCGGCAGAGCAUGGAGCUGUGCGCGGCGGACGACUCCAGCCAGAUGGAGGCCCUGUUCCUGGGCUCCUCGGGAAGACCGUACAAGUGUAACAUAUGCGAAAUGACCUUCACCAACCCGAACGAAGUCAUCAAGCACACGUGCUUUAACCAGGGCGCGGUCUCGGAGGGAAGCGUCUCAGGAACGGCGGGGAGCGGCGUGAACACUGACAAAGCGGCCAAAGAUGAGGGUUCUGAUGUGUCUAGUGGUGGAUCUUUAGUGAUGGCCAUUAAAACAGAGGAGGUCUUGGUAGAUUAAUAAAACGUCCAUCCUAUAUCCAUGGGGUUUUUUUCCCUUUUCGUUUAUCAAUAUCACACUUGUUUGUUGAAGAGCGUUUAUUCCGAUGUACAGCUUACGCUCUCAGUGUAGAACAGGAAAUGGCUUGUACCUAUUAUAUGAAACCUUUUUUUUUUUUUCCACACCAGCAGGCAGUCGAGAUGAGUUUAUUACACCGCGAAGCUCUUUUUUAUUUUAUGUUUUUUCCCCCGUUCGGUGGAAUUCGGGUCAUUCACACGUUGCACGUUGCGGUUUAAGCCUUUCCUCUUUGUAACCGUCAACAGGAAGAGGAAGUAGUGAAUUGCAAUAACCCCACCUAUGGUGAGAGCGUUCUCCUCAACGCGUUCUCCUCGACGCGUUCUCCUCACUGAUUCUUAUAUCCUCGUAUGAUCUGAAAACGGCACAAAAAAAACGUUUUAUGACAUUUAAAGCAAUAGCCAGCAGCAUAUAACCAUCACUAUAUUCUGCUUCUAUUAUUAUUAUUAUUAUUAUUAUUAUUACUAUUAUUAUUAUUUCUACCGGCCAAAGAGUGUUAGAGCAGUUUAUUUCGUCUUCCCUGAUAAACCGAAUAGUUUUUUUUUCUUUUCUUGUCCCUCAGCUUGGAUGAUUUUGUGUGAAAGAGCAUCAGUUACUCCAUCAUUAACCAUCAUAUCAAGUUAUAAAGUUCCGCUAGCUAUGAUCUCCGCUAAGAGCUCGCUUGCCAAGGUAGAGCUAUUAUUAUUAUUAUUAUUAUUAUUAUUAUUAUUAUUAUUAUUAUUAAAUGAAAAACAAUGAUUUGUGUGCCAACACAAUUCCCCAGUUUAAAACAAACAUCUUGUUUUGAAUUCUUUCCAUUUUUAAAGGAUGUAAGUUGAUCUGGAACCAUUCUCAGUAAAUGUUUACAGAUGUGCCAUCUUUUUUUAUUUUAUUUUUAUUUUAACAUUAUUUACUUUGUAUUUUUUUUCAUUCUGAAUGUAUCUGAUGACCUGUUACUGAUUAGGUAUGUUUCUGUUUUGAACCUUCACGUGUAUCGAUGUCUCAGUUUGAAGGGAGAUUUUAACCGUUUGUUUAUUCGCGGGGGAAAAAAAAAAGUUUGUAAAAAUCCCUCAUUUUGUUUUUUUUUUUUGUUUUUUUUUUUUUUUUCCCCAAAUUUUAUACACAGUACUAUAUUUACAAAGAAUAUUUUAUAUUACAAAUGUUGUAUAUUGCAUAAAGUGCAUUGAGCGUAGAAUAUAAUCAAUUUUUAGUGUAGCACGAGUGUAUGUACAUUUUGUUUGUCUCCGAGUAUCUGGUCUUAUAUUAAUAUUUUAAUACGACCCCCUCCCCUCCUCCUCCACCUCCUCUCCCCCUCCCCCUCCUCUCCCCCUCCCCUUCAUUAUCUGCUGUUGCUUAUUGUUUGCUCCUCGUUCAGCUGUCCAUGCACUGAAAUUUAGGGACCUGACUACUUUUUUAUGAAAUUUUCGGAACGCGUGACGAUGCACUGGGAGUUGCAGUGGUUCUGUAGGGUUCUGUAGGGUUCUGUAGGGUUAUAAACAGGCAUCGGACAUUCAUAACAAUGUUCUUUUGCAAUUGCAACAAGUCAAAUGUGCCGAAAAAGAAACGAGCAGCUCUACAAAUAAGGAAAUUGUUGUUGUUGUUGUUGUUGUUGUUAUUUUUAUUUUAUAGGUUGCUUCAGGAACAAGAAAAUGGGACCAUUGUUGUUUUUAAGAAAGUAUUAUUUCCUCGACAGAGCAGUGUAAUUUUGUUUUUUGGUGAAGUUUCUGUAUUAGGGCAUUUUGUGAAUUGAGUUACUACUGAUUGGUUGACGACUGGGAUUUUAUGACGUGCUCCUCUUUUCUCGUAACGUUCCUUUAUUUUUGACUCCUGGUGGUCGUGCAUGUACAGAAAUGACAAAUGAUAUGCCAUGCUUCGUUUUUCUUUCGCUUUGUUUUUUUUUUUAUAUAUACUAUUACACAUCUCCUCAUAUGCAAUUUGCUAAUGUAUUUUGUUCCGAGUUUAUUUUCGAGGCAGUUACAGGGAGGGGGGUGGGGGGUGAAGGAUCUUCCCUCCUCCGUCCCCUAAAAAAAUGCACAAACUCCAAAGCGAAGGCAAAACAUACAGUAUACUGUGAUCUGAAGCUCCUCAGGAAAUGAACAACUGCCUCAGAAUAAAUGUGAUUUGUGGUCGUCUGUCUAUUACGAACAAUAAAUCUUCCCUGUAACGGUAAUUGAAAUCAUUCCCAUAAAGUGGACAAAAUGAAUAAACAAUAAAACGUGACUGCAACAAAGCAGUAAUUAAUGAA
Messenger RNA from Ictalurus furcatus (blue catfish), 4747 nucleotides. RefSeq names its product zinc finger and BTB domain containing 2b (gene zbtb2b). Gene Ontology annotation, biological process: regulation of transcription by RNA polymerase II. The transcript is spliced from 3 exons. Gene Ontology annotation, molecular function: DNA-binding transcription factor activity, RNA polymerase II-specific; RNA polymerase II cis-regulatory region sequence-specific DNA binding; protein binding. Gene Ontology annotation, cellular component: nucleus. The coding region runs from base 874 to 2469 and encodes 531 amino acids. NCBI's taxonomy places the organism in Eukaryota, Metazoa, Chordata, Actinopteri, Siluriformes, Ictaluridae. The record is from RefSeq and is a predicted model, not a curated record.